CUGCGUAACGGAGGCGCGCGGCGCUCCCCCGUGUCUGUUUAAACGUCCGGCGGCCUCCGGUGUGAAAACGGCACGGACACACAGCUAAACAUUAACCCGAACUGCCUGUUUACCCAGCGCCAACAAGACUGUCCGCUUCUCCGAGCAACAUGGCGACGGCUGGCGUGGUGUGGCCGAGGGGACGGCUGGUGGUCAGGUACUCCGCCGGCCUGCACCGCGGCACCAGGAGGUUUUCAGAGCGUGGUGACAAAGGCUGGCUCCGUUCCCUGUUUGUGCACAAAGUUGAUGCCAGGAAAGAUGCCCACUCCAACCUGCUGUCAAAGAAAGAGACCAGCAACCUGUACAAAAUUCAAUUUCACAAUGUCAAACCCGAGUGCCUGGAAGCGUACAACAGUCUACAGGUAGAGGUGCAGACCAGGCUCCAUUUGGACCAGGACUACCCGUGUGAGGUGGUAGGAAGCUGGAAUACCUGGUAUGGGGACCAGGACCAAGCUGUGCAUCUUUGGCGGUACAGAGGAGGCUACCCAGCUUUGACUGAAUGCCUCAACAAAUUGAGAAAUAACAAGGAAUAUUUAGAGUUUCGGAAAGAGAGGGCAAAAAUGUUGAUUUCAAGGCGGAACCAGCUUCUCCUGGAGUUCAGUUUCUGGAAUGAGCCCCUGCCCAGACCAGGACCCAACAUCUACGAACUGCGCACAUACAAACUCAAGCCAGGAACCAUGAUUGAAUGGGGCAACCACUGGGCGAGGGCGAUCAAAUACAGACAGGAAAACAAUGAAGCGGUGGGCGGGUUCUUCUCACAGAUUGGCGACCUGUACGUCGUUCAUCACUUAUGGGCUUACAAAAGCCUCCAGUCCCGGGAGGAGACCAGGAAUUCGGCCUGGCUGAAGGAGGGAUGGGAUAGCAGUGUGUACUAUACAGUGCCUUUGAUCAGAAGCAUGGAGUCGAGAAUAAUGAUUCCCACCAAGAGUUCUCCAUUACAGUGAGAGCAGAGCGCUGGAAUCUCAAAUAUCCUGAUGUCCAAAACCAGAGGACAUCGAAUGUUUUUUUCACCCACUGACACUUAGAUGAAGCUAUGUCGUGCUGAUUCUACUUUUUUUUUUUAUUAUUUUUAAUGUAAUUGCUGAAUGAUCAGUGUGCUACUGCAAACUAUGAAAGCAGAUGUGUUCUGAUUUUGUCAUAUUUGCACCCCAGCCGAUGAACAACAGUGACACCUUAGCUGUGUGUACAUUGAAAUAUUCAUAUUUCAGAGCUUUAGGUCAAAUGCAGUAUGUGGAAAUGGGCUUACAAACUGCUGGAAAUGAUGUUGUGUUUUGGAGAUGGUAAAUAAUGAAAACCAUGUCUUAUGAUUGUGUAGCGCUAAGAGCUGUUUUUAACGAUUGUGAAUUAAAUCAGUCAUGUUUGAAGGUGCAGCGAACAGAAAGCCUUUUUGUGAGUGUAUUAAUUUUGAGAUUCAUUGCUAUUAUGGUGAUUCAUGUGACAUGAACAAUGCUUGUCUACCUCGUGUAUUUGAAAAAAAGAAUCAUGUCUCCUCGAUAAAUAAAAUGACUUAUUUGCUCAUGAAUGUGUGGAAAUAUUU
This is a messenger RNA of Myripristis murdjan (pinecone soldierfish), 1576 nucleotides long. RefSeq names its product nipsnap homolog 1 (C. elegans) (gene nipsnap1). NCBI's taxonomy places the organism in Eukaryota, Metazoa, Chordata, Actinopteri, Holocentriformes, Holocentridae. Bases 150 to 983 code for a protein of 277 amino acids. The record is from RefSeq and is a predicted model, not a curated record. Gene Ontology annotation, cellular component: mitochondrion. The transcript is spliced from 10 exons.